CACAGACCAUGGUUACUCGCUGCAGGGCAAGCUGGAGCUGCAACUUUCCACCGGCCACACCUCUACCGCACGGGAAUCUGGAACCUUGAUUGGUCCAGCGUUUUGAUACCGCACCCCCACCCCCCAUCCGUUAACAAGUUCCGUGUUACUAGUAUUUCCAAACUCAAUGACAGAAAUCGUCUUCCUUUUUGUAGACUUUGUGAAGACAGCAGCACCGUGCCCAACUUGUGUCCAAGAUGUCAGACAGGGGGUCUUUUGAUACCAAUGUGGUAACUCUAACACGAUUCGUAUUAGAGGAGGGAAGGAAAGCUAAAGGUACGGGAGAAUUGACAACACUCCUGAAUUCAAUGUGCACAGCCAUCAAAGCCAUCUCCAGUGCAGUCAGGAAGGCGGGGAUCGCUAAUCUUUAUGGCAUCGCUGGAACCACAAAUGUGACAGGGGACCAGGUGAAGAAGCUCGACAUCCUCUCUAACGACCUGGUUAUUAACAUGAUCAAGUCGUCCUUCACCUCAUGUGUGCUUGUUACAGAGGAGAAUGAGGAAGCCAUCAUCAUAGAGCCUGAAAGCAGGGGCAAAUAUGUGGUCUGCUUCGAUCCUCUCGAUGGCUCUUCAAACAUUGACUGCCUUGCUUCAAUCGGUACCAUCUUUGCAAUCUACAGGAAGAGCUCUGAUGAUGAGCCCUGUGAAAACGAUGCCCUGCAACCUGGCAGGAACAUUGUGGCGGCGGGGUAUGCACUCUUCGGCAGUGCCACCAUGAUGGUGCUCUCUACUGGCCAAGGAGUCAACUGCUUCAUGCUGGAUCCAGCUAUUGGAGAGUUCAUUCUGGUGGACAAAGAUGUGAGAGUCAAGAAGAAGGGAAAUAUAUACAGCCUGAAUGAAGGAUACGCCCAGUACUUUGACCCGGCAGUCAAAGAGUAUUUACAAAGGAAAAAGUUCCCUGAGGAUGGGAGUGCUCCAUAUGGAGCACGGUAUGUGGGCUCCAUGGUAGCCGAUGUUCACCGCACUCUGGUAUACGGAGGAAUCUUCCUGUACCCAGCCAAUAUGAAGAGCCCAAAAGGAAAGCUGAGGCUGCUGUAUGAGUGUAACCCCAUGGCCUUCAUCAUUGAGCAGGCCGGAGGCAUGGCCACCAUCGGGGACAUGGAUGUGCUGGACAUCCAGCCUGUGAGCAUUCACCAGCGGGUGCCUGUUGUGCUGGGCUCCCCUGACGAUGUGAAGGAGUACAUCAACAUCUACAAGAAACACUACCCUUAAUGAGUGGCCGCAUUGAAAACGCUGACACCAGAGACCAAUAGGAAAUCGACUGAAGAAAAGGCCAACCGACCCACACUCCACCUCACACACAACACACACUGGAGACCAACAAGCUAACUCCAAGCAUUAUUGACCAGACCAAAGAUAAUAACUCAGCCUGGACCAGCACCUUGGAGUCAACUGGAAGGGCACUGUGAAAUGUUUAUUAUUAUAACCAUUCCAUCGGAAUCAGGCUGUAAGAGUUGACCACAAAAAAGUCUUCAAAACUAAAUUACAUCUUAAAAUGAUGAGGAUUGCACACAUUAAAGCCUGAAAGUCUUUAUACGA
This is a messenger RNA of Clupea harengus (Atlantic herring), 1577 nucleotides long. It is a transcript of the gene fbp1a, whose product is annotated as fructose-bisphosphatase 1a. The record is from RefSeq and is a predicted model, not a curated record. Gene Ontology annotation, biological process: sucrose biosynthetic process; fructose metabolic process; fructose 6-phosphate metabolic process. Lineage: Eukaryota; Metazoa; Chordata; Actinopteri; Clupeiformes; Clupeidae. Gene Ontology annotation, molecular function: fructose 1,6-bisphosphate 1-phosphatase activity. Gene Ontology annotation, cellular component: cytosol; cytoplasm.